UAAUAGAUGCAUAGUUAAUACGAACCAAUUGUGGAGAAGUUUGUGUAAGAAAAUUCUUUACCUCAGUGUGGGCGCAAGUUCUGGAAAAAAAGUAACUUUCGUUGCUAGAUGUAUAGUAAAUACGAACCAAUUGUGGAGAAGCUUGUGUAAGAAAAUUCUUUACCUCAGUGUGGACGCAAGUUCUGGAAAAACAGUAACUUUCGUUGCUGCACUGUUGACUAACCAUCGAUAGUAUAUAGAAAUAAAUAAACGUUUUUAGAUUAAAUGGCGUCCCUAAUUUUCACAAUAACUGAAGAACAGGAUAGAGAAAAAGAUGUAGGAAUGCAGCCCGCAACUGAUUUUGUUAAUAAAGCUUAUGAAAACGAUUUAGACACGGAUGAUAUUAACAAGACAGUUGAAUCUCAUGAGAAGUCUGACAGUGUAGAAACAGGAUACCUACGUCAGGCAACAAGGCCCAAAAGUUUUACUGAUAGAAUAUUGAUUCACGUUACACCUUACGUGAAAAAAAAUGGUAAAAGAAUCUUGCUGGGAGUGAUUUUUGUUUUGUAUAACAUCUACUUAGGGUUUGCUGUUUCUUUAUCCUGGAAAGAAACGUCUACUUGGUGUGACGGAGUAAAGUUUUUAGUCAUUGUAACUGCAGUGGCUUACUUUCUGAUGCUCUAUUAUCUCUUUCUCAAGCGCUGGGUUUUUGAACCUACUUUUAAUUUUAUGGCAAAGGUUGUGAGAAGGAUUCCCUACACAUGGGUGGCCUGGAUUUUUGUGUUUGGGGGAUUAGUUGCGUUUUUGAUCGUUGACACCAAAGACAACCGGAAACGACUUGUGUCUGCUGGAGGACUUCUUGUACUACUAGUUGUAGGCUAUAUCUUUUCAGCCCAUAGGAGAAACAUUAUUUGGAGACAAGUUUUAUGGGGUGUUAUGCUACAGUUCGUUUUUGGCCUCAUCAUUUUGCGGUUGCCAGUUGGAAGAAAAAUAUUUAAAUGUUUGGGAGACAAGGUCGAAACCUUUUUGUCAUUUACUGAUGCCGGCUCCUCGUUUGUGUUCGGCUACUUGGUUACCGGAAAACUAGAGGGCGUAUCACAAACUCAAGCGGGAAUAUUUGCUUUUAAGGUGAAACUCAUAAUUUAUUGGGUUUUUUCAGAUAGAUGUGCUAUGAAUGGGUCAUUUUUGGUCUAUGUAAAUACCUAUUUAUUUGUGACUGUUACAUAUAGGAAUGUUAAUUAUUGGUAUGUGACUGGAAAAUUAUCAAUAAUGUGUGUUAUAAUUAUCAGAAUUAUAUAUAAGACGGAGGCGCCACUCAUGAUUAAACCUUAUCUCCCACUACUGACGAAAUCUGAAUUACACGCUGUGAUGACGGGAGGAUUUGCCACCAUCGCGGGGACGGUGUUAGCCCUCUAUAUUAACAUAUUUGGAGUUAGUGCUAGUCAUUUACUGUCAGCUUCAGUUAUGUCAGCCCCUGCAGCCCUUGCAUACUCUAAGUUAUUCUACCCAGAAACAGAGCAAAGCAAAACCAAGGCACACGACAUCGUAAUCACUAAAGGAUCGAGAACUUACCGUCCCUCGUUCAGGCAUUGGCUCGGCCACUUACAGUCUUGGCUACGUCACUGGAUGCAAGCACGAAUGGGAAUUCAUGCUUUACUAUUAUCAGACACCACCCAUGGGAUUCUGAGGCCUUUCAGAAAUCGUCAUUUGCACUCGGUAGAUAGCUUUAAAAAACAAUGUAAAGGGCAUAGCUUGAAUUCUUACUUUUACAGUACAGAAACUAAUGCCUUGAGUUCUUACUUUUACAGUACGGAAACUAAUGCCUUGAAUUCUUACAUUUACAGUACGGAAACUAAUGCCUUGAAUUCUUACUUUUACAGUACGGAAACUAAUGCCUUAGAAGCAGCAGCGAAUGGUGCAAGCUCGGCAAUAAAAUUAAUUGCCAACAUUAUUGCCAAUCUGGUUGCAUUUGUCGCCUUUGUGGCAUUUUUGGAUGCAAUUAUGCAAUGGUGUGGGAAACUAAUAGGCUGGGAGUUUCUAACGUUCGAGUGGAUUCUGUCAAAAGUCUUCAUGCCGCUAGCAUUCCUAAUGGGAGUUGACUGGUCAGAAUGUGGCGAAGUUGGACAGUUGCUCGGUCUUAAAACUAUAGUUAACGAAUUCGUUGCUUAUCAGAAACUGAAAGAAAUGAACGAUCAAAAUCUGCUAUCUAUCCGGUCCGACGCCAUAGCAACGUACGCUCUCUGCGGAUUUUCUAACAUAGCAUCUAUAGGAAUCACACUAGGUGGCCUGGGAGCAAUGGCUCCUGAGAGAAAGCCAGAAUUAGCCCAGCUUGCUGUUCGGGCUAUGUUGGCCGGUUCUGCAGCUUGUUUCAUGACUGCCUGUGUUGCAGGUACACUCUUGGAAGAAGCGGUUUUUCCAGCCACGUGAGCAAUGUCUGUUAAUCCGAUACAAGUUGUUAUUUUCUUUAACUAUAAGAAGUAUUUUUAUCAAUAUUUACUCCGUGUGUCUUCACCAAACACGUUGGUGGUUUUAAAUUUAUUAUUUUGAUAUAACUGACGAACAAAUGUUUAAAAAUGCCGUCUAUUUUCCCCACACUAAAAUAAAAAGAAUUUACUUUGAAGAAUUUAAACAACCAAUGAUGACAUUAUGAAUAUGAAACCUCAGUGACAACAGGCCCUAAUUUACACAUUGAUUAAUUGGUUUAUAAAGUGCUCCAUAGAUGUCGCCAGUAUAGCAAAGCAGUUUAUUUACAAGUCAUGAUGAGUACAAUGUUUAAUGGGUUUUUAGAAGAUGUUUCUUUUAAACGCAUCGUUCUGUAGGUAAAAUAUUUGAGCAAUAUUAUCCAUUAAAUAAAGUAAUUCAAAACGACCCUAACUGCAGUCUACCACCUUAAAGCUUCACAUAUUUUUUGAGUAUAUAACCUGCUCCUUUUGAGCUUUAAACGCGUGUUGUGAAUAUGAUUUAAUAUAUAAUUUUACAGGAUUUCGAUACAAUUAUUUAGAUUUCAAUAAUUAACUGUAAAAAACUGUUACACACGCAUUUUGAUUCAUAUAUUUGUAUAACUAUAGCGUUUGGCAAGAGUUGAUAAAAGUUACCGUGGAGCCGGGCGUGGCCUAGUGGUUCGAUCGUCGGACUUUGGAUUCAAAGUUGAUGUUUGUGUCUCUUUGCUACAAAAUAUAAAUUUUAAAAAAUUCCACUUUUCGAUCAGAUAAGAGUAGUAAAAGAGUUGGCGGUGGGUGCUGUUGAUUAGCUGCCUUCCCCCUAGUUUGUUAUUUCAAAAUUGGUUACGGCUAGCGCCGAUAGCUCUUGUGAAGCUUUGCGCAGAUAUCCGAAACAAACAAACCGUGGUUACCAUAAUGUUGCACCUUUUUUACCUUCCUAAUGCCCCCCAGUGGCACAGCGAUAUGUCUGCUGACUUACAACGCUAGAAUCCGGGUUUCGAUACCCGUGGUGGGCAGAGCACAGAUAGCCCAUUGUGUAACUUUGUGCUUAAUUACAAACAAACAAACCCUUCCUAAUAUAUUAUUUGUAGUACGGUGUACUGUGUAGUACGACGAAAAAACUUAUCACCUGAUUUCUAGUACGUUUAUCGAACACUUACCUAUUAUAGAAUGUAAAAAAAAAGACACAACGAUUUUCAAACACAUCGUAGGAAUGUCAUGAAUAAAAUUAUAUACGAUAUUUUUCAAAACCAUUCAGUGAUUGAUACUACAAACAUUCGAGUGUAAAAUAUUAUUCUCCAGCUCAUAUGAACUACAGCAAAGAUGGUGGCUUCUAACAAAUCAUGCUGGAAAAAACUUGGUAAAUGAACGAGUCAUUAUGUAAACGUUACAAUCUUUUAUACUUCGUGCUCGUAGACAAAAAUCGUUUCCAAAUGAUAUUAAUGCGACCUAGUUAACUAUAUUAAAAUAACGACACAGACGAAAUGAAGAGUUCAUCGAAAUUGAUACUCAGUUAUAAUUAAGAAACAUGUGUAGAACUAUCUGGAUGAUAUGAACGAUUUUGUUUUAAAUUUCGCGCAAAGCUACACGAGGGUUAUCUGCGCCAGCCGUCUCUAAUUCAGCAGUGUAAGACUAGAGGGAAGGCAGCUAGUCAUCACCACCCACCGCCAACUCUU
Limulus polyphemus (Atlantic horseshoe crab) is the source of this 4096-nucleotide messenger RNA. Its product is annotated as sodium/nucleoside cotransporter 2-like. The transcript has 12 exons. The record is from RefSeq and is a predicted model, not a curated record. Lineage: Eukaryota; Metazoa; Arthropoda; Merostomata; Xiphosura; Limulidae. Gene Ontology annotation, cellular component: membrane. Gene Ontology annotation, biological process: nucleoside transmembrane transport. Bases 265 to 2406 code for a protein of 713 amino acids. Gene Ontology annotation, molecular function: nucleoside:sodium symporter activity.